AUGGAUUUGUUGGCUGGAUAUGGCAGUGAUAGUGAUGGAGAAGAAGACUUCUUCAAAGAACCCGUAGAAGAUGACGUGGCGGAAGCCGAAACUUCGGAAAAACCAGCGAUUUCGACGGAGAAGGUGGAAACCAAGUCGUUUUUCUUCAAUGAUGCUGAGCCUGGAACUUCAGACGAAGAUGAUAAUGGAGGAAAAGAUGAGGAUGAGGAAGAUGUGUAUGAUCCGCGAAAAUUGGCGCGUAAACGAAAAGCUGUGACAGAGCUGGAGGGCGAUUUUGAGAGCAAGAUUUUUGAUAAUGAUUUUGCGAGAGAGGAACGACUCAAUGCUGAAGCUUUGAGUAAACAUGUGCAAAUGUCUGAUAAACCAGCUGUAAAUGCUCCAAAGAAAUCGAAAUUCACAUGCAAGUAAGUAGGUUUUCUUGAAAUGAAUUUUUGAGAAAAAUCCUGAUUUUUGCAGAGCAUAUCUCAAGGGGAAAUGUCGAUUUGGUGAUCGCUGUCGAUUCGCGCAUCCCGUGCACGAUAGGAAAUCCGAAAUCGUCGAUCAAGUCACAAUUUCUGCCGGCGCCUCGCUUUACACUGAAACUCAAGAAGCGCAAGUCUUCCAUUCCAAGAAAUUCAAAUCCAGCGCUCCUAAAUAA
Messenger RNA from Caenorhabditis angaria, 637 nucleotides. NCBI's taxonomy places the organism in Eukaryota, Metazoa, Nematoda, Chromadorea, Rhabditida, Rhabditidae. The record is from the annotation of a GenBank genome assembly.